CCCUACCUUACCCUAUCACCCUCCUCUGCAGUGGCGUCACUUCAAACUCUCUCCACUUCCAAAAUUCACAUCCUCUCUCACAAUUUCAUCUCAGAAAUUCGCACCUCUCUGGCUCUCCUCUCACCGCCGUCCGCCACCCUCCUCUCCUUUCACCGCCACGUUCCUCCCCUAUUACCGCCACCGUCUCUCACUCUCACGGUCUAACCGCAAAAUAUCGUCUUCCUGCGUCUUAGGGCUGAGAAAGAAUCGUCGUCGCAGCCUGAACGUCGCCGCCGCCUCCAACCCGGUCUUCGUCUCCGUCUCCAGCAAGAUCUUCUCCAGUCUUCGUCGCAGCUCGUCUGUCAGUCUCUUCGCCGUUCGCUGCUCUUCCUUCCGUCUCUCGCUUUGGUGUUCUGUGCCUUUCCGCCACUUCUGUGCUCUCUGCUCACCUAGUUUCGGUUGCUUCCUCUAUACUCUCUCUCGCUGCCGGGAUGCCGGAGGGUAAACUGCUGGUUGGACUUUCAUGGCAACCACAGCUGUUGAUUCCAUCAUCAUCAAAAGCCGCAGAUGCUUGUCAUAACAAACCUCAAAGUGAGGCAUCUAAUAGUAGUCUUUGGAAACCCAAUACAGAGCUUGUUGAUGGCCUUUUCGUUCCUCCUAAUGAUCCCAGAAAGUUAAACAAAUUACUGAGGAAACAAGCUAAAGAUACUGCUGGAAAAGAUUGGUUUGACAUGCCUGCUCAAACCAUCACUCCUGAGUUGCAGACAGAUCUAAAGUUGUUGAAGUUGAGGUCCGCGUUAGAUCCAAAACGGCACUAUAAGAAGGGUGAAUCUAAAUCAAAGGCACUUCCCAAGUAUUUCCAGGUGGGAACAGUUGUAGAAGAUGCAUCAGAAUUCUACUCGGAAAGAUUAACAAAGAAGGAGAGGAAAGCAACCAUUGCAGAUGAGUUGCUUUCUGAUCAAAAGCUUGCGGCAUAUAGGAAGCGAAAGGUACGUGAAAUUGAAGAACAAAAUCGACCUGUGGGCAAUACCAAGUGGAAGAUUAGGGGUCGGAAUUCCUGGAAGCGAGCAAAGGAAAGGAGGGUAUAUUGAAUUUCGAUCACUUGGAAAAUUCAUAGAUGCUAUUUUUGCCCCCUUUUUUUUUUUGGGUUGGAGGGGGGUUUGAUUACGUUAGUUCUUGUCCGUUGCCAUAGUCGAUAAUGAUCUGUAACAGUCUUUUAAGUUAUUGAUGGAAUUACAGCAUUUGUGUGUCAAUGCUCGUGUUUAAAAAGUUUGGUAAUUACUAGAAUUUCUUUGAUGAGACUUUGUAAAUUAUAAACUGUUGUCAAGGGUAAAAUUUUGCAUGAAGAGACGUAUAACAUUUUGCUGCAAAAUCAAUGGAUUUUGUGUAUUACAAGCUA
Arachis stenosperma is the source of this 1378-nucleotide messenger RNA. Its product is annotated as rRNA-processing protein fcf2-like. Gene Ontology annotation, biological process: RNA processing. The record is from RefSeq and is a predicted model, not a curated record. The coding region runs from base 471 to 1070 and encodes 199 amino acids. NCBI's taxonomy places the organism in Eukaryota, Viridiplantae, Streptophyta, Magnoliopsida, Fabales, Fabaceae. Gene Ontology annotation, cellular component: nucleolus. Gene Ontology annotation, molecular function: RNA binding. The transcript is spliced from 7 exons.